CAUAGGCAGGUUCUUCUUAAUUUUAGAUGUGUUGGGAUGUAUAAUUUAAUUUAAGAUGAUUUUCUUUAAGGUGAUUUCACUGCAGUUCUCCAUCCCUCCAGAUCAGUAGGUGUCAGUAAUGCUCUUGUAGUUGUUCUGCAGCCUCCAUAACCUGUAAAGAAGAAGGAGAAGAAGCUGUACAGUAGUGGAGAUUCUCUGGUUCUACAGCUGGAGUGUUUUUGGGGGGUUUGGUUCCACAUCUCUGGAGGAACAGGAUCAGCUGAUCUAUAGAAGAACAAAUGGACAUUCCUUCUUGGUUGAUGUUCUUCUUCACAAACAACUAAUCAGUCGAUUCCACAAAGAUCUGUAAUGUAAUACCUGCAAUAGUUGUUUGCUACAUCUCUCAGAAAAAUGAAGCCAGACCAGGAGAAAACUCACCUCUGUUCAGAGUGUAAGAAGAGUUUUCAUCAACUGAGUGAUCUGAAAAAACACCAGCGCAUUCACACAGGAGAGAAACCGUAUCACUGUUCAGACUGUGGAAAAUGUUUUAAUCAACAGAGUACUCUCAACAUACACCAGCGCAUUCACACUGGAGAAAAACCACAUCACUGCUCAGAGUGUGGAAAGAGUUUUAAUCAACUGAGUAUUCUGAAAAAACACAGACGCAUUCACACAGGAGAGAAACCGUAUCACUGUUCAGACUGUGGAAAAAGUUUUAAUCUGCUGAGUACUCUCAUCACACAUCGGCGCAUUCACACAGGACAGAAACCAUAUCACUGCACAAAGUGUGAAAAGACUUUUAAACAACCGAGUCAUCUCAACACACACCUUCAGUCUCACACCGGAGAGAAACCGUAUCCCUGCACAGAAUGUGGAAAGAGUUUUAAUCAACUGAGUCAUCUCAACAGACACCGUCGCAUUCACACAGGAGAGAAACCGUUUUAUUGUCCAGACUGCGGGAAGAGUUUCCCUUAUCAGAGUGAUCUCAAUGUACACCAGCGCAUUCACACUGGAGAGAAACCGUAUUACUGUUCAGAUUGUGGGAUAAGCUUCAGGCACUCGCAUACAUUAAAGAAACACAAGUGCGUUCAGAGCAGUGACAGAAAAUAACCCAACAACACUCUUAUUAUGGAUUGUUUUACACAUGUUCAGGGGUUGGACAAUGAAACUGAAACACCUGUCAUCAUUUUAGUGUGGGAUUUUAGGUUUCAUGGCUAAAUUGGAGCAGCGUGGUGUUCAAUCUUCAUUAAUUGCACAUUGUACCAGUAAGAGCAGAGUGUGAAGGUUCAAUUAGCAGGGUAAGAGCACAGUUCUGCUCUAAAUAUUGCAAUGCACACAACAUUAUGGGAGACAUACCAGAGUUCAAAAGAGGACAAAUUGUUGGUGCACGUCUUGCUGGAGCAUCUGUGACCAAGACAGCAAGUCUUUGUGAUGCAUCAAGAGUCACGGUAUCCAGGGUAAUGUCAGCAUACCACCAAGAAGGACCAACCACAUCCAACAGGAUUAACUGUGGACGCUGUAAGAGGAAGCUGUCUGAAAGGGAUUUUCGGGUGCUAACCCGGAUCGUAUCCAAAAAACAUAAAACCACGGCUGAUCAAAUCAUGCAGAAUUCAAUGUGCACCUCAACUCUCCUGUUUCCACCAGAACUGUCCGUCACCACAAUCAAUUACUGUGCUCUAAAACCAGGUGUUUCAGUUUCAUUGUCCAACCCCUGCAUAUCCUUGUGGGAUAUUUGACCUUUUAUAUAAUGGAUCACUACAGCUGUGUUACAGUGUUACAAGGCCUUGUUUUGCAGACAACUGAGAUGUUGUGCUGAAGGACAUUAUCAGACAUUAUCAAUUGAGAGCUUGGUUAUAAUUUAUUUGACAGAAUCUGGUUGUUUCCCUGACAGCACAGAACAAUAAAUAAUAAAACUUAAUUUAAUUGGUUGCAUUACAUAUUUUAAAGUUGAUGAUAGAAACCAACAUUUAAAACAUAAUCUAUUUAAUAUUAGUUAAGGCAUCAGUUAAUGUUAGAUUUUUGACAUUAAAUUAUUGUUUAUUUAAAGGUUCUGGUUGGUUGGGUCUCUUCAACACUCACUUUUAGUUAAAUGGUCCUUCCCACAAAUAAUGAUAUCAAUAAUUAUUUUUUAAAUGUCCUUUUCUGCACUGUAAGACAACUGUACAGGUUAUAAAAAUAGAAUACCAACAGUAUAUAGAUAUUUAUACUUGCACCUCCCAUCACUAUUUCACUAUUGUCUUGUAUCUCUUGUCUCACAUAUGUCUAUCUGUGUUCUUGUUAGGGCUGUCCCUAACGAUUAUUUUUUAAACGAUUAUUCUAACGAUUAUUUUUUUCGAUUAGUCGACUAAUCUAUUCAUUGAGAAACAUAUUUAAAUAAUUAUUAUUUUACGUUUUAAAGCAAACGAUAAAUUACUAUAUUUAUAUAUAAUAACAACAACAACAACACAAGCCUACUAAACCAAACCCCACACUUAUAAUCACUUACAUGUACAGCACGUUGUUUAGAUCUAUAACGCUAAAAAUGGAUAAGCUCCCAUACACCACAACCGUGUGUUGUUUUCUGUGACCGCUAGAUUUUGUGACCACUGGCAAGUAGUUCUCAGCAGACCGGUGCACUGGCCGAUUCGAAACGUGUUCGUUUCUAAUGUUUACCCCGACUGGCCAAAACGGUUCAGUUUAGGGCUGAGGGUAAGGUGUAGGUAUAGAAAGCUUCCGUUUUGCCAAUGAACGCUCAUAACCGUGAGCACUGGUCACAAAAUUCCGACGGUGACAGAAUACGGUGUGACACCGCAGCGCCAACGGCGCUAGCUAAAAUAACUUAAGGCAGCUAGCUUAGCUAAACACCUGAACUUAUGAAUAAUGCUACUGUUUCUGGAAACUAUAUAUAUAAAUAUAAACCAAAAAUGUAUAAUUUCUGCCUGUGGCAGGUUUAAAACCUUUGGUAGACAGCCUUAAGUCUUUUUAAGGACACCCGCGGAGACCCUGAUGUAAACGGUAACUUACUGUGUGACCCUGUUGACAUAGUGCUCCUUUUGCACAUAUGGCAGAGGACCACAUUGUUGCCCUUUUGCGUGAAAUGCUCCCAAACUUUAGAUGCCCGCUGGCGUUUUUUUGUAGCUGGAGAUUGCUCUCCGGAGUCCAAGCUCUCUAGAGCUUAGAUUCUCUGCCCGAACCCGACAUGACCCGAGGCCCGCCCGUAAAUCCGACCCGGGCUCCAGAAAAUAGUCCGAGAUGUAGGCGUCUGUUUUUUAAUUAUAUUUUUAUUAAAAAAAAAAUAACGAAAAUAACGAAAACUGAAAGUGAAACUAAACUAAUUUAUUUAUAAGCGCUGUUUUCACUACCGCAGUUCUACAGCGGGGGUGUUGUGCCGAUUCUGUCCGCGAAGCGGGAGUCAGAUUCAGCAGAGAGUCGGAUUCGGCACAAACGCGGCGGCACCUCGCGGUCCGCGGUGUCAGUUGUAAGCGCUCGCGCUAGCCGCAAAAUACGGCAGAAAACACUGAGGGAGCUGCAGAAUUAUGAAUGGGACUAGAAUAGGAGCACGAGGAGAUCAAAGAGAACCUUCACCUGUGAGUAGUUCUCACCAGAACACGCAAAUCUCUCUCUCUCUCUCUCUCUCUCUCUCUCUCUCUCUCUCUCUCUCUCUCUCUCUCUCUGUGUCUCUCU
Astyanax mexicanus (Mexican tetra) is the source of this 3642-nucleotide messenger RNA. Its product is annotated as zinc finger protein 3-like. Gene Ontology annotation, biological process: regulation of DNA-templated transcription. The transcript has 2 exons. The coding region runs from base 391 to 1089 and encodes 232 amino acids. The record is from RefSeq and is a predicted model, not a curated record. Lineage: Eukaryota; Metazoa; Chordata; Actinopteri; Characiformes; Acestrorhamphidae. Gene Ontology annotation, molecular function: DNA-binding transcription factor activity, RNA polymerase II-specific; RNA polymerase II cis-regulatory region sequence-specific DNA binding.